AUUAAAUUGGCGGCAAAUAGAAAUACAAGUAAUUUUUUUCAAUUUGUAAUUCGUAUGUCGUAUUUCGAUUACUUUUUGUUAUAGUUCUGAUGUUCAGUAAUUUUGUAGAUUCUCUUAUUUUCGUUCUGUUUUGAUAAGUGUUAGUAAUAGAAUUUGAGGAACACACUGAGAGAAUAAUGGCGAGGACCAAGGCAUCUGUAGGUGCAAAGGUGUCUAUGGGUAAAAGCAGCAAGGCAAGAUGUAGUGCUGCUCCACCACCAAGUAAUAGCAGUUCAUCAGGUGAAAGGUCUUCUCGGAGCUAUUCUGGUGGUAAUCCUGUCUGUCCUCGAGAUAUCCCUAAGUGGCAGAAGCCAAUAACAACAUUUAUUUUCACAAAAGAAAAAAAAAUAAUAGAAGAUUCCGAUGCUGGUAGCUCAAAAUCCAAACUAAAACGCCAGAUCAUAUAUUCAGAUGAAGAAAGUGAUUCAGAAAUAAAAAAUAAUAAUGGUGAUAUGAAAAAUGAAGUUGAUAGAAGUGACAAUACUAAUGAAAUAGAAGAUGUGGAAAGCCAAGUGUUAGAAGGCGAAGUGAAAGAAAGUAUAGGCGAAGAAAAUGUAGACAAUAAAAGUGAACUUGUUGAGAGUCAAAUAUAUGGAGAAAGUCAGGACUAUGACUUAAUAGAAUCACCACCAAAGAAUAGGGAACUAGAUGAAUCUAUAAUAUUAGAACCUCUGACUGGUGAAUGUAGUCAUAAGUUAGAGGAAUAUUAUCCAAAAACAGCAAAAAAGUCUAAAGGAGUCAGUAAAAUUAUCAAUAAAGAAAAUUUCAAUAAUAAAGUUAAACGUAACUUGGAUGAUGCUUAUGAAGAGUCACCAAAUAAAAAGAUGAGAAUAGAAUGAAAGGGACAUAGAAUUAAAAGAGAAAUAAUAAUAAUGAGAAGGAAAGCAUAAGAGCUUUUUCAGGGACGUAAGGCUCAUGAGUUUUAAUGGCUGUUUAUAAUAUCUGAUUUAAAAUUUCAAUUAUAAGUUUAAAUCUUCUAUUUUGUUACCUUGAAUUAGUUUGUAAGUAAAUAUUAAGUUUCUAAAUAAAUUUCUUUUAACACAUAAAA
Molecule: messenger RNA, 1087 nt
Organism: Pieris napi
Lineage: Eukaryota; Metazoa; Arthropoda; Insecta; Lepidoptera; Pieridae
Exons: 4
Coding region: 177-878 (233 amino acids)
Biological process (GO): regulation of cell cycle; translesion synthesis
Cellular component (GO): nucleus
Molecular function (GO): chromatin binding
Source: RefSeq, a predicted model, not a curated record